AAUUUUUGUUGCAUCGUACGUCAUGUCAUUUGACUCACGAGCGUUUUGUGGACUAUGAACAUAAGAGGAAGUUAGCCAGUUUCACAUUGCUUUUCAAUGAAUUAAUUUCAAAUACACGAACGAAACGUUGUUGAUAUUAUCUGAUGUGUUCAUUGAGUUGAUUUCUUCUUGAAGCCUGAAGAAAUGUGCCCCGGGCGUGCAAUGCCACGCCAUGUGCUGUUGGCGGUUGUGAUGGUUGUAACUGGCUCAAUUAACACCUUGUCAACGAAGUGGGCAGAUAGCAGUGAAGCUGUAAAUUUGGAUGGACAAAAGCAACCAUUUAAUCAUCCUUUCCUGCAGGCAGUGGGUAUGUUCAUGGGAGAGUUAUUGUGCCUCUUUGUGUUUGGCAUCAGAAAAUGCAUGAGACGCAAUCACGAGGUGGCCAAUGCAGAUGAUGCACAUGCACCUCGCAACUAUAAUCCACUGAUUUUCCUUCCGGCUGCAAUCUGUGACAUGCUUGGAACGUCUAUCAUGUAUAUAGGACUCAAUCUGACGUACGCUUCGAGUUUUCAGAUGUUGAGAGGGGCUGUUAUCAUAUUCACGGCUCUACUGUCAGUGGCAUUCUUGGGCCGAGUCAUCCAGAGGCACAUGUGGGUGGGCAUGCUGACCGUGCUUACGGGCUUGUUAUUGGUUGGGCUCUCUGAUAUUCUCUUCAAGGAUUCAGGCUCGAGUAACAGCAAUACAAACACAAACGGGGUUAUUGCAGGAGACCUGCUAAUCAUCUUGGCCCAGAUUAUAGUGGCAGUGCAGAUGGUAUAUGAGGAAAGGUUCGUCACCAGAUACAAUGUGCACCCACUGGCAGCUGUCGGAUGGGAAGGUCUAUGGGGAUUCCUUUGCUUAGGCCUACUGCUGAUCCCAUUCUACUACAUCAAGGUGGGCAACUUCAGCCAAACUGCUGGGCACCGACUAGAGAACGUGCCUGAUGCCUUUGAGCAGAUGAAGAACAACAGGCACAUCAUCCUGGCGAUCGUAGGCAACAUCAUUAGUAUAGCCUUCUUCAACUUUGCUGGCAUCAGUGUGACUGUUGAGCUCAGUGCGACCACACGUAUGGUCCUGGACAGUGUGCGGACCCUCGUCAUCUGGGUAUUCUCACUGAUCAUUGGCUGGCAGAAAUUCCAGUGGUUACAGAUUGUUGGUUUCCUGUUCCUGGUUGUGGGAAUGUCCCUGUACAAUGAUCUCAUUAUCAUGCCUGCUUGGCGCCGCUGGAGGGCGGGGCGCGAGCUGAGGGAACCGGGCCGACCAGAAUUGGGUCUGGACGAGGAGCGCCGCAGACUUCUUGGAAAUGCAGUUCAAUGAACACCUUGCAAGAUUGGGAAAUUUUCACAUUGGUCCCAAUGGUAACAGACACCUUUACAGAGGAUAUAGAGAAGCUCUGACCAAGUCAUACCUUUUCAACUAGGUGUUUUAUUUGCAAUAGCUGUUAGAAACAUAAUAGCAACAGUUGACUUGAUACAGACAUUAUACAUUUGUAUUAUAUGUGUAAAUUGUUUCAGUAAAAAAUGUUAUGACUGCUGAGAGAAGUUGGAACGUUUGCUUUGAUAUAAGGAUUAUUUUUAUUUACCCUUUUUAAUGUAGCUGUUUUCUUGUAUGCAUAUGUGUCAGAACAUUAUAUAUAUAUAUAUUGGCACAAUAAUACAUUAUUGAAUAUUAACCUGUUGAUAAAUUAAAUCCACAACAUAGUUGAAAAAAAAGUUGGACUAUGGAAUGACAUAAUUGUACAUAAAAAACAACAUUUCAGAAUAAAUAAUUAUGAUUGAAGUAAAAAUGUAUAUUUAUUAAUGUCUAUAUUACAGAUACACUGUGUACUGGGAAUAAUUCCGCUGUAAAAAAUAACUGGUCCAUAUUACUUUUUCCAUAUAUUGUGCCAUUUUUAGUAAAAAGUACAGUGGAACCCAUUUAAACUUUAACAAUUUUAUGCACAUGUACAAUUUUAUCAACAAUUUGGGAGACAACUGAUAUAUUUUUUGAUUUUGUAGCACAUUUGUUUUUGUGAAAAAAAAGCAAGCAACAUUUAAGCCUUUUUGAUGAUUGUGAUUUCCAAUUUUAGUAAUGUAAGUUUUCAUCUGUAUUUAUAUAUCUGACAAGAAUAGCAUUGAUGUAUGUAGUAAGCUACCUCACACUCUUGAUUUUGUAUGCCCCCCACCCCCCGACUCACUUGGAGGUAAAAAGUCAACUUUGGCCAUAUAACAGCUUGAUUUUGAUAUAUUUGUUCAAGGAAAAAAUUGAUUGCAGGGGCAUCUGUGCCCUAUGGACAAAUGUCUUGUUUUGUUUCUAGUCCCAAAGUAAAUUGUGAAUCAACAGAAGAUAACAAAUAUAUUGUCUUUACAGUAAAGAUUAAAUGCCGGUACUUUGUCUCUAUUGGUUACUUAUUGGUUUUAAAAAGGGUCUGUUUAAGUCACAUGAUUGUACAUUGAGUAUACAAAAAUUUAGAACUGUGUUUUAGAUAAAAGUUACUUAAUAAUAUUUACUUUCAUUGGUUCUGUGACAAACUGUUUCUUAAAUCAAACAUACAAAAUGUAUAAUAGUUAAGUUUUAAUGACACUUUUCAAAGAAGGCAGCAUACCAGUAUAUUAAAUUAUUUCUGCAGUGUGUAAGAGGUUGUCUGGUUGUCCUUCCAAUAAUUUCUGUCUCAGCCAUUAGUUUGAUUGAUUUUCAGAGAGCAUUUCACAAAUGUAAACAAAUAUAAGAAAAUGUGUCCUGGCUUUUGCCUAUCUCCCGACCACAAUGGUUAAGGUCAGACUCUUGGUGAAAAGUCAAAUUUUACCAUUAAACAAGUUGUUUUAUUACAUUAGUGGAAUUUUGAGUGUAAAGUGGGGGUAUCUGUGCCCUAUGGACACAUGUCUCGUUUCUUUUUAUUACCCGAAGGAGGGCAUAUAGUUAUCGGACCGUCCGUCCGUCUGUCCUUCCGUCACAAUUUGCGUUAAGGUUUCGCGUUUAGGUUUCGAAUAAUGCUCAUAACUUCUAUGUCCCUUCACAUAGCAUUUUGAUAUUUGGCAUGCAUGUUUAUCACAUGGAGUUGCACAUUUUGAGUGGUGAAAGGUGAAGGUCAUCCCUGAAGGUCAAAGGUAAAAAAACGUAUCAAAGCGGAGCAGUAGGGGGCAUUGUGUUUCUGACAAACACAUCUCUGUUAAUGUGUCAUAAUUUGUUUGCUAUUGUAGAGGUUUGUGUUUUUUAAGUUAUUUAAGUGAUUUAUGUUGAGCAUUUAUGUAUGUAUGUGUAUCUUGUAGUGAUAACAAAGUAAUCCAAAAUGGGAUCAAUAGCAUGUCCUUGUUCCAUUUGAAAUGGGCAUGUUUGUAUGUAUUUUUAUGCUAAAAAAGCAGUAGUUAUACCCCCACAAACGAAGUUUAGGGGUGUAUAAAGGAGUGAACUUGUCGGUCGGUCGGUCUGUCAGUCCGUAUUAAGUGUCCGCUCUCUAAUUCAAGUAGUUUUCAUCAGAUCUUCACCAAACUUGGUCAAAAGUUGUAUCUACAUGAUGUCUUGGCCAAGUUCGAACAUGGGCCUUGCCGGGUCAAAAACUAGGUCACGCGGUCACUAAGUGCGCUUUAAACAUUAAGCAUGUUGUCCGCUCUCUAAUUCAAGUAGUUUUCAUCAGAGCUUCACAAAACUUGGUCAGAAGUUGUAUCUAGAUGAUCUUAAGGCCAAGUUUGAACAUGGGCCUUGCCGGGUCAAAAAUAGGUCAAGGGGUCACUUAGUGCGUUUUUUAACAUUCAGCAUGGUGUCCUCUCUCUUAUUCAAGUAGUUUUCAUCCGAUCUUCACCAAACUUGGUCAGAAGUUUUAUCUAGAUGAUCUGAAUGCCAAGUUCGAAGAUGGGACAUGCCAGAUCAAAAACUAGGUCACAGGGUCACUUAGUUUGUUUUACACAUUGAGCAUGGUGUCCGCUCAUUAUUUCAAGUAGUUUAAAUCUGAUCUUCACCACACUUGGUCAGAAGUUGUAACUAGAUGAUGUGUAGGUCAAGUUCGAACAUGGGCCAUGCCGGGUCAAAAACUAGGUCACGGGGUCACUUAGUGUGUUUUAAACCUUACCAUGUUGUCCGCUGUCUAAUUCAAGUAGUUUUUAUCCAAUCUUCACCGAAAUUGGUGGCUAAAUAUUCAUAUUUAUUCAUAUUUAAUCUGUCAAUAAGUGUACCAAUGUAUGAUGACUGGUAAGUAUUUGUUAUUGCAUGUGAAUGUAUUUCAUUCAUGUUUGUGUCUGUUAGAGUGAAUUUAAGGUAAAGCAUAUGUUAUAAACCCAGGUGGUAUUAUUUUGUGAAGUGUGCUGAUAUCUGCAUACAUAAUUUGUAUAAUGUAUUGUGUACCGGUUACAUUUGGCACUGUCCAGUCGAAUUCUUUUCAUGUAAUUUUUUUUUUGCCAUUGGAAAUAAUCAGUUUUUUUCCAAGGUUGUUAGAAUACUUAGUGUUGAAUUAAUUGGGGAACUUUAAAAAGUGGAAUUAUUAUUCUGGUACAUGAUAUCUGACAAAACGUCUAAACAUUUUUAAUUACUGUUGUAUUACCUAACAUUCUUCACUUAAUAUUAAAUGUUAUGUUAGAUAACUAAUUAUACAAGGGUCUUUGACCUUCAGGGAUUUUGCCUUGGAUAGUAAACCAAAUGAUUUUGCUUUGGAUAGUAAACAGAAUAGAAUAAUGAACGCAAUUAUAGCAAUUAAUUCAGUUUCUUUGUAUCAGUUUUGUACUUAAAUUUACAUCUUUAUAAAAUUACAUUAUGCCUAAGAAAAAGUUACUACUAACUAGUUUGUCCUAGUAUAGUUUUUUGGGCGCAAAAUGUAAAAAAUUCAGUGUCUAUAAUGGUGUUAGUUUUCCUAAAUUUGAAUGAUGUAAAUAAAAUUUAAUCAAGCAAACUGUUAGUGCUUGUUUUACGAUGUUUUUAUCUUAUUACAAAUUCAACAUUGCAAAAAACCGCAUGAAUCUUGAAAUGACUUUAGCAUUAUUUUCAUGUCCCAAACUCCAUGAAUCCCAAAAUGUUGUUUUUAAUUUGGUUUAUGGUAUUGUAGGGUUGAAUAGAAGACUUGUCACAGUACAUGCUCUUUCUUGUAUGUGUUUGAAUGUUAUAUUUUAUAUAUUUAAAUCAGAUGUCCUUUGAAAUCAUUUUUUUGCUUUUUUGUUAGCUCUCCUGAGCACCACAUGCUCAUAGUGAGCUUUUGUGAUCGCCUUUUGUCUGUUGUGCACCAUCAGUUGUCAGUCGUCACAAUUUACCUUGUAAACACUUUAGAUGCAGCUAUUAUUGUCCAAUCUUCAUGACACUUGGUCAGAAUAUGUGUCCCAAUGAAAUCUUGGCUGAGAUUGAAACUGGGUCAUGUUAGAUCAAAAACUAGGUCACUAUGUCUAGUAAAAACAAACAAACAUGUUAAUACUCUAGAAGUCAAUUUUGGUCGAAUCUUCAUGGUGAGCGAUGUAGGGCUCUGUAGUUUACAUAUUUCUGGAUUGCUUCUUUAAUUCUUACUUAGAAGUGUAUUUGUUCGUUUAGUUUCACAAAAUUGAAAAAGUUUUGGUUUACUUCUUACAAACGCCAGAUCAUUGGGAAUUUGUUUUUGCUUUUAGUUUGUUCCUUAGGUUAUACUAAAUGUGCAUUCAUACUUGGUUUUGUUAAUUGUUUGUGCAAUAUCUUUAAAUAUCAUUAAUGCUAUAGCUUACAUAUUAUUGAAAGUUGAACAAUAAUAUACACUUGUAUACUAUUCUCGUCAAUAAGACUAAUUAAAUUUUGUAUUUAUUCAUUACAAAUAAAAAUAUUUUUCCACU
Dreissena polymorpha is the source of this 5774-nucleotide messenger RNA. RefSeq names its product solute carrier family 35 member F6-like. The record is from RefSeq and is a predicted model, not a curated record. Gene Ontology annotation, cellular component: membrane; intracellular membrane-bounded organelle. Bases 184 to 1335 code for a protein of 383 amino acids. NCBI's taxonomy places the organism in Eukaryota, Metazoa, Mollusca, Bivalvia, Myida, Dreissenidae. The transcript is spliced from 10 exons.